AUGAUCGUCAUAGUGAGUUUUCGUCUGAUUUGUAGCAUAAAAAAUAUUUCAUUGUCUUCAUUAACAAAAAAGAAAUUUUCACAUAAGAGUCUAUCAUCAAUCUACAAUAAAACCAUAAUCAAUGAAAAUAUUCGAAUUCCACAAUAUUCUGAAUCAUUUAUUUCAAAUUCUAAUAUAAGUAAAACAGAAAAAAGUUCAUUUAAUAAAGAUUUCAAUAAACAAUCAAGUAUUUAUUCUAAUGAUCAUCCUGAUUCAUCUUCAAGUAUUGAACAUCUAACAAGUGAAUUUCGACAACGUACUCAAUUAACUUAUUUACUUUCAUUGGAUUUUGUUCAAUCAUCAGCUAAUUUUAUCUAUCCAAAUCUUAGAAUUAUUUCUUCUGGUUAUUUUUUUCAUCGAAAUACUUCUAUUGAAACAAAUUCCAUAUAUAUGUAUUCAAAUACAUUAACUUCAAACAAAAUUCUACCAUUAGUUUUUCUUGGUAAUGAAAUUUUUUAUAUUUUCUUUUUUUUUUUUCAGAAAAUGAUUUCACAAAUAGGAAGUGAAUAUUUCUUACGUAAACCAAUAAAUUUCGAACAUUUAAAAUUUCCAUUUUCAACUAAUGAAAAUAUUGAACCAUUAGUUGAUUUAUUUAUAAAUCGUCCACAAUUUAUAAGAGAAAUUCCUGAAAUAAAUAAUUUAUCAAAUUAUAUUUUUUUACCACAAUCAAUAUCAGCUUUAAUAUUUUUUGAUUCAUUAUCGAAUCAAUCUGCACGUCAUUUAUGUUAUGAAUUACGUACAAAAGAAAAUCAAAAUAAAUUUACAAUAAAAGAUUUAUUAUAUAUGUCACAACGUGAAAAUAAUAUUAUUCAAAUGAAUGCAUUAAAUGAUAAACGUUAUCAUGAAUUUAAAAAUCAAUUAACAGAUAUUUAUUAUUAUGAAAAUUCUUUAUCAUCAUCCGAACAAAAACAAACAAAAUUAAAUGUUUUAGAAAAAACAAAAUCAUCUAAUAUUUCUCGUCCUUCAUUACAUAAACAUUCAAGAAUAAAAACUCGUCCAACGAUUGUAACUUCAAUAUUAUCUUAA
Messenger RNA from Rotaria sp. Silwood2, 1065 nucleotides. NCBI's taxonomy places the organism in Eukaryota, Metazoa, Rotifera, Eurotatoria, Philodinida, Philodinidae. The record is from the annotation of a GenBank genome assembly.